Erinaceus europaeus (western European hedgehog) is the source of this 4544-nucleotide messenger RNA. It is a transcript of the gene FRMD4A, whose product is annotated as FERM domain containing 4A. Gene Ontology annotation, biological process: establishment of epithelial cell polarity. The coding region runs from base 16 to 3159 and encodes 1047 amino acids. The record is from RefSeq and is a predicted model, not a curated record. Gene Ontology annotation, cellular component: adherens junction; bicellular tight junction; cytoskeleton. Lineage: Eukaryota; Metazoa; Chordata; Mammalia; Eulipotyphla; Erinaceidae. The transcript has 23 exons.
UCGCCUGGAGCUGGCAUGGCUGCAGAGCCACUGGGCUCCCUGAACCUGCUAUGUGCCUGGGACCCACUGUUGUGGGACCUCACUGACCCAGCGCUGAGGACAUACCUGGGGAGCAACCUCCGGGUCCUGUGGCUGAUGCUGAAACAAUGCUGCUUCUCCAGGGCCAUCUAUCAGAUGACGGAGGGCCGUCGAUGUCAAGUACAUCUUCUUGAUGACCGGAAGCUGGAACUCCUAGUACAGCCCAAGCUUUUGGCCAAGGAGCUGCUCGACCUUGUGGCAUCUCACUUCAACCUGAAGGAGAAAGAAUACUUUGGAAUCGCCUUCACGGAUGAGACGGGACACUUGAACUGGCUUCAGCUUGAUCGGAGAGUGUUGGAACAUGACUUCCCCAAAAAGUCUGGACCAGUGGUUUUAUACUUUUGUGUCAGGUUUUACAUAGAGAGCAUCUCCUACCUGAAGGAUAAUGCCACCAUUGAGCUCUUCUUUCUGAACGCCAAGUCUUGUAUCUAUAAGGAGCUGAUCGAUGUGGACAGUGAAGUGGUGUUCGAAUUAGCCUCCUACAUUCUACAGGAGGCAAAGGGGGACUUUUCUAGCAAUGAAGUGGUGAGGAGCGACUUGAAGAAACUGCCAGCCCUCCCCACACAGGCUCUGAAGGAGCACCCAUCUCUGGCCUACUGUGAAGAUAGAGUGAUUGAGCACUACAAGAAACUCAACGGCCAGACCCGAGGUCAAGCUAUUGUCAACUACAUGAGCAUUGUAGAAUCUCUCCCAACCUAUGGAGUUCACUAUUAUGCUGUGAAGGACAAACAGGGCAUCCCAUGGUGGCUGGGACUGAGCUACAAAGGAAUCUUCCAGUAUGACUACCACGACAAAGUGAAACCCAGGAAGAUAUUCCAAUGGAGACAGUUGGAGAACCUGUAUUUCCGGGAAAAGAAGUUUUCUGUGGAAGUUCAUGAUCCACGUAGGGCCUCAGUGACAAGGAGGACGUUUGGGCACAGCGGCAUUGCAGUGCACACAUGGUACGCGUGUCCAGCACUCAUCAAGUCCAUCUGGGCGAUGGCCAUCAGCCAGCACCAAUUCUACCUGGACAGGAAGCAGAGCAAGUCUAAAAUUCAUGCGGCACGGAGCCUGAGUGAGAUUGCCAUUGACCUGACAGAGACAGGGACACUGAAGACCUCCAAGCUGGCCAACAUGGGGAGCAAGGGGAAAAUCAUCAGCGGCAGCAGUGGGAGCCUCCUGUCCUCAGGCUCCCAGGAAUCGGACAGCUCCCAGUCAGCUAAGAAGGACAUGCUGGCCGCUCUGAAGUCCCGGCAAGAGGCGCUGGAGGAGACGCUGCGCCAGCGGCUGGAGGAGCUAAAGAAACUCUGCCUCCGAGAGGCGGAGCUGACGGGCAAGUUGCCAGUGGAGUACCCCCUGGACCCUGGGGAAGAGCCGCCCAUUGUUAGAAGGAGAAUCGGCACAGCCUUCAAGCUAGACGAACAGAAGAUCCUGCCCAAGGGAGAGGAGGCUGAGCUGGAGCGCCUAGAACGUGAGUUUGCCAUCCAGUCCCAGAUCACAGAGGCUGCCCGGCGCCUGGCCAGUGACCCCAAUGUCAGCAAGAAGCUCAAGAAGCAGAGGAAGACUUCCUACCUGAAUGCGCUCAAGAAGCUACAGGAGAUCGAGAAUGCCAUCAACGAGAACCGCAUCAAGUCUGGGAAGAAGCCCACGCAGAGGGCCUCACUCAUCAUCGACGAUGGAAACAUUGCCAGUGAAGACAGCUCCCUCUCAGAUGCCCUUGUUCUCGAGGACGAAGACUCUCAGGUCACCAGCACACUGUCCCCCUUACAGUCUCCGCACAAGGGACUCCCUCCCCGGCCACCCUCGCACCACAGGCCCCCUCCGCCCCAGUCCCUGGAGGGGCUCAGGCAGACACACUACCACCGCAGUGACUACGACAAGUCACCCAUAAAGCCCAAAAUGUGGAGCGAGUCCUCACUGGACGAGCCUUACGAGAAGGUGAAGAAGCGCUCCUCCCAUGGUCAUUCCAGUGGCCACAAGCGCUUCCCCAGCACGGGCAGCUGCGGGUCCCUGCAGAGCAGCCCUGUGCGCAGCCUCCCACACUGGAGCCCACAGUCCAGCAUGCCGUCCACGCCAGACUUGCGACUGCGGAGCCCCCACUACGUCCACUCCACCAGGUCGGUGGACAUAAGCCCCACACGCCUGCACAGCCUGGCCCUGCACUUCCGACACCGCAGCUCCAGCCUAGAGUCCCAGGGCAAGCUGCUGGGCUCGGAGAACGACACUGGCAGCCCCGACUUCUACACGCCCCGGACUCGUAGCAGCAACGGCUCGGACCCCAUGGACGACUGCUCUUCCUGCACCAGCCACUCGAGCUCCGAGCACUACUACCCGGCGCAGAUGAACGCGCACUACUCCACGCUGGCCGAGGACUCACCGUCCAAGGCGCGCGCGCGCCAGCGGCAGCGGGCACGCGCGGGCGCGCUGGGCGGUGCCAACUCGGGGAGCAUGCCCAACCUGGCGGCGCGCGGGGGCGCGCACGGCGUCUACCUGCACAGCCAGAGCCAGCCCAGCUCGCAGUACCGCAUCCGCGAGUACCCGCUGUACGUGGAGAGCGGUGCCACGCCCGUGGUGGUGCGCAGCCUGGAGAGCGACCAGGAGGGCCACUACAGCGUCAAGGCGCAGUUCAAGACGUCCACGUCCUACACGGCCGGCGGCCUGUUCCGCGAGGGCUGGCGUGGCGCUGCGGAGGACGACUCGGGCCGCCUGGGGCCGUCGCGCUCGCAGAUCCUGCGGACGCCGUCGCUGGGCCGUGAGGGCGACCGGGGCGCCCGGGCCGCGGUGUCGGACGAGCUGCGCCAGUGGUACCAGCGCUCCACAGCGGCGCAGCGCGAGCACGGCCGCCUGGCGCACACGGCCUCCGACGGCGCCCAGAGCGCCUUCGUGGCGCACAGCAGGGUCACCAGGAUGCCCCAGAUGUGCAAGGCCACGUCAGCUGCCUUACCUCAAAGCCAGAGAAGCUCAACACCGUCCAGCGAAAUUGGAACGACACCCCCCAGCAGUCCCCACCACAUCCUGACAUGGCAGACUGGAGAAGCAACAGAAAACUCACCCAUCAUGGAUGGGUCUGAGUCUCCAACUCACCAAAGUACUGAUGAAUAGAGGUACUGUAAGGGAUGCUUUCUUCUUACGGCCCUCCCCCUGCUUGUGAAUUUGUGCUGCAUGCUUGCCAUAUCACUAUUCCCAGAAGGAAACAUCUGGAUGCUGUGGAAGGCACUAUUUUUACUUCUACAUGCAGUUGAAAGUGUGUGUUCAGAUGCUUAUGAACAUUUUUGCCAGUUUACUAAUCAGUAUUCGUGAGGGGGAAAGUACAUGCAAUUUACAUUGAAAUGCCAAGGGCAAACUAGACUGACCCAAAGAUUUCACCUCCAGCCUCUCUUAAAGUGACUAGAAAGCUAGACUUCUAGAACUCAAACCUACAUUUUAACAAGAUCCCUAAGAGAAUCAAAGGCACUCUGGAAGUUGCAGUGUACUGCUGUAAAUGGCAAUAGACAGUAACUCUUGGCUUGACUAAAGAGGUAAAUAAACUAUUCAGAUAAGAUCGGGCAUGUUCAGGGUGGUAUGGCCGUAGACAAACUAUUCAAAAGUAGAUAAAAAUGUUAUCAAUGUAGUUAAUCUUAAAAAAAAAGGUCUGAAUGACCAGAUGUCAAAUCAAUCGGAGUCUAUCAAGAGACAUGCCGGAGCAAAAGCAACAGCAUGAGGUAGUGAGUGUUCUAAGGUAAAAGGGGCGUUAGACACCAUGGACCCAGAUAGGCCAUCCCCAGGGUAAAAGUGCAGAUGAGGGAUUCAGUGCUUUAGAGAUAAUGUAUCUCAGCCCUCUGAUGUCAGAAUUUAGAGUAGAAUCGCGCCAUGAGAGUAUCAACUUUAAGAUUUAAAACAAUUAUUCUAGCUCUGCUGAAAAUGACUAUCACAACAGUGAGUUUUCUUGGCAUGUAUAAGAAUUAUAGCAACUCCCUAAUAUGCAAAAUAUCAACGAUGCAACACUGUACCAUAUAGCUAUAAAAUGGCAAGAUUGUCUUUUUUUUCAGAGCGGAAUCUAUUGUAUAUGCACACCAUAUCUUUAUCCACUGGACCUUGCAGCUACUAUGAAUAAUGGGGGUGCUGGUAUGUUUUCAAGUUAGCACUUUCAUUGGAAACAUACCUAAAAGUGAAAUUGAUGGCUCAUUGUAAAGGGAGGGAGACACCUGUAGUACUGCCUAACCCUGGUCCUUGUACAUGGCGACACGUGAGCUCUACCUGGUGCAGUUGACAUCUCCACCAAAGGGGCGUGAGGAUUCCCUUUUCUCUGCAUCCACAAGCAUUCUUGUUACUGCUUGUGCUACUAGCUGUUCUGACAUGUGACUGUUCCAGGUUCUUUGUAUUUCUUCUACGGUAACAAGUAUAAAUUUUUCCUAUUGCAGGUCUGGUUUCAUCUUUUUUGGAAAAUCUAAAGGCUUUCCAUUUUAUCUAUAUAAAACCAGCUCUUGCUUAUAGUCAUUUUCCAUCUU